GAUUUCUUCUGUUAUUCUCUUUGUUUAUAAUCAAAGUGGCGCAGUAAAUAUUUCAUAGAUGACAAAUAUUUAGCAGAAGUGAUGGUAUUGUAAACCAAACGCAAUUGCUUUCGCUUGUAAAAGAGACUGAGCUAAGUUAUAAAUGAAUUAGUGAAAAAGUGAACGAUAUUUUCAACUACGGGGAUACUAUGGCAUUCAGGCGAAGGGACAAAAGAACGGAUCGACAGGUGCUUGUGGAAAACGAGGACGUUCCACAUCGCGAUAAUGCUAUUGACAACGGCUUUGGUGAUGAUAGAUUCGGAACAAACGCUGACAAUAGCGAUGAAGAUGAUAUGAAAUGUAUGCCAACAAUAGAUAACGAACUAAACAUUUCGGAAAUACGCAAUCACAGACAAGUAGUCGACUCGGAUGCACCACCAGAUCGCUUCAAUUUCACAUAUGUCGUGUUCUAUUUACUGGGGACAGCUACAAUGACACCAUGGAAUUUUUUCGUGACAGCAGAGGACUAUUGGAUGUACAAAUUCAGAAACACCAGUAUCAACGGUACUACCACUGUCUUGACGCCAAUGCAAAAAAGCUUUUCCAGUGACCUUACACUCGCUGCAUCUAUUUCGGGCACAACAUUUCUCAUUCUCAACGCUGUUUAUGGGCACCUUGUCACUCUUAAAAUAAAAAUGCUCACAACUCUAAUAAUUAUUUUAGGAAUUUUUAUAGUAACGACAAGUUUAGUGGAAGUAAAUACAGACGAUUGGCAAGAACAAUUUUUUCUUAUCACCCUGUUUACUGUAGUCAUUAUAAAUGUGUCAUCGGCCAUAAUGUCAGGCGGAAUAUUCGGAGUAGCUGGACUCUUCCCAUCGCAUUACACAACUGCUCUAGUAAGUGGCCAAGCUUUAGGCGGUAUUGUAUCCGCGCUUGCUUUUAUUUUAGUAUUAGCAUUCGGUGCUCCACCCAACGUUACGGCUUUGAUAUAUUUUGUCAUUGGCAGUUCAUUGGUUUUACUGUCCAUAAUAUGUUAUGUGAUAAUGUCGCGCCAGCCAUUUUUCAUAUAUUACUGUGAGGGUCGGGACAAGUACAAAAUUUUGGCCGAUACUCCUUCUCAUAGUCGCAGUGUUAAUAUAGGUGUACAAUUAGAGCCUAAUAUUAGGGAAGUAUUUGGAAAAAUUUACGUUGAAGCAGUCAACAUAUGUAUUCUUUUCGCGACGACAUUAUCGGUAUAUCCAGCGGUCACAGUUCUAAUGCAAUCGGAAAGUUAUGGCAAAGGAUACGCUUGGAACGAUAUUUACUACAUGCCAGUGGUUAAUUAUCUCUUUUUCAAUUCCGGGGACUACUUCGGUCGCAUACUGGCCGGAUUGUGGGAAAUUCCGCGCGAUAACCCACAUACGGUGCUCUUAUUAACUGUGAUACGUCUGCUCUACGUGCCCCUUUUUCUCUGUGCAAAUACUAGUAUACAUUAUUUUUUACCUACUCUUGUGCACACAGAUGCCGCCUUCAUUAUAAUGAUUAUUACAUUUGGUAUAACUAACGGUUAUCUGGCAAAUAUCAAUUUAAUAAUGGCACCCAGAUCUGUCAUGCAGCACGAAAAGGAAAUGGCUUCAUCGAUCAUGGUCGCAAGCUUGAGUUUGGGGUUGGCGAUAGGAUCGUUACUAAGUAUGGCUUUCGUACAAAUGCUUUAAAUGAAUAACCUGCCAAAAGUGAAACUUAAAUCUUAGUGCCUUUAUUAAUAUAAAUAUGACUAAUGAUGAAUGCUAUAUAUUUAAAUAGUAAUUAGAUUAGAUCGGCGAAACAUGCCGAAUUGAAGCGUUUGCUGUAUAUAAAAUCUGUUGUUAUCUCGCAAAUCUUUUUUAUUAACCGGUUUAAAAUUCUUUCAUAUCCGAAACUGUGUUUAGAAAACGUCCGUAAAUACACAUUUAUCGCCGGCGUCAUGCAAAUAUAUUUUGUUUAUGAAUUUUGAAUGAAAUGUAAAUUAUGGAAAUUAUUUUUAAUUAAGUGAAAAUUAAGAAACUAUUUUAAAAUAUGAUGUAAGAGUUUAAAAUAACAGGUUAAGUUUUAUUCAAAUUUAUAAUACCUUAUUAGAUAAAUUUUAAUAAAUCGAUUAAUAACAAGACUAAUAAACAAAGCAA
Molecule: messenger RNA, 2120 nt
Organism: Anastrepha obliqua
Lineage: Eukaryota; Metazoa; Arthropoda; Insecta; Diptera; Tephritidae
Gene: Ent1
Product: equilibrative nucleoside transporter 2
Exons: 6
Coding region: 189-1673 (494 amino acids)
Biological process (GO): nucleoside transmembrane transport
Cellular component (GO): plasma membrane
Molecular function (GO): nucleoside transmembrane transporter activity
Source: RefSeq, a predicted model, not a curated record